Quercus robur (English oak) is the source of this 2638-nucleotide messenger RNA. RefSeq lists its product as uncharacterized. Lineage: Eukaryota; Viridiplantae; Streptophyta; Magnoliopsida; Fagales; Fagaceae. Gene Ontology annotation, biological process: mRNA pseudouridine synthesis; tRNA modification. Gene Ontology annotation, molecular function: RNA binding; pseudouridine synthase activity. Gene Ontology annotation, cellular component: mitochondrion. The record is from RefSeq and is a predicted model, not a curated record. Bases 63 to 1730 code for a protein of 555 amino acids. The transcript is spliced from 9 exons.
GACUUCAAAUAUGAGAAAACAACCAGCUGCGAAUCCUUCUUUUUCUUUCUUCAUCGCCAACAAUGGCGAAAUCACUGUCUCUAACCCACGUAUCCCUCCUUCUCCUCUCCCGUCAAAGACUCAUGGCCACACGAAUACACACACACUCUCUCUCACUGCCACUCCCAAACCCCAAACCUUUCAACAAAACCAUGUUUCCAUACUCUUCCCUCUCUUUCUCCACCUCUUCCACUCCAUACCCUCUUCAAUACGACAUGAUCAUCAACCGCCCAACUCAGCCUCACCCUCCUCGCCGACUCACCCGAGUCAAUAACAACCCCAACAGCUCAGAAGACUCGCCCCAAUCGGACUCACCAAAAAACCCCACUUCAGAAACGGGCAUUGAGGACUGGGUGGAUCAGAAGCUAUUGUCAGAGUGUGAAACAAACAGACCCAGUUCGGGAAACUUGGAAAUGAACAAGUCUAUGAGGAAGUAUUACAAUAAGAGGAGGAAAAGAAUGUAUGGGUCGGAUUCAGAUGAGGAUGGUAGGAGCUCUGAGGAGAGGUUUGUGGAGUUGAAGCCUGAGGUUGUGGAGUUUAAUACCUUGCACAAGAGAGAGGAGGAGUUGUAUUUUUAUGAUACUUUUGCUUAUCCUUGGGAAAAGGAGAAGCAUUAUAAGAUGGUGUAUCAGUUGGAGAAGAAGUAUUUUCCAGAUCAAUGCCUUGACAAGGCGUUUCUUCAACCAGGUGAAUCCAAUGAGAGUAAUGUGAAGAGGGGAAAGAAGAAGAAGAAAGAGGAGGGUGUGGAUGGUAAAGGAUUGGUUUUCUUCGACGAGGAAGAGGGAGGAGGAGAAAAGGGUAGGAUAGAAUUGGCGAAAAAGGAUGCGAAUAAGGAUGUUGUGGAGAAGAAGGUGGAGGAGUUCUUUAAGUGUUUGAAGAAAGGUCCCAAUAAGGAUGGUGAAGUUAAGAAUGAGGAGCCAUAUCUUUUGACAAGGAGUACCGAGCUUCCACCAAGAUGGGAUGGUCCUUGUGGGACAGUGGUGUUGGUGAACAAACCCAAAGGGUGGACUUCAUUUACAGUUUGUGGAAAACUGCGACGCCUGGUCAAAGUUAAAAAGGUAGGGCAUGCUGGAACCCUUGACCCAAUGGCAACUGGUUUAUUAAUUGUAUGUGUUGGUAAAGCCACUAAGUUGGUAGAAGGAUAUCAAGGUAUGGUUAAGGGUUACAGUGGAGUUUUCCGUUUAGGGGAGGCCACUUCAACUUGGGAUGCUGAUUCACCGGUUAUUCAACGAGAGCCUUGGGAGCAAAUCAAAGAUGAGGACUUGAAGAAAACUGCUGCAUCCUUUUGUGGGGAAAUUUGGCAAGUUCCCCCAAUGUUCUCUGCCAUCAAAGUCGGAGGAGAAAGGAUGUAUGAAAAAGCAAGAAGAGGAGAAAGUAUUGAGCUUUCACCUAGAAGGAUUUCAAUCUUCCAAUUUGAUAUCGAGCGUAGCUUAGAUGACAGACAAAAUCUGAUUUUCCGUGUGACAUGCUCGAAAGGUACAUACAUACGUUCAUUAUGUGCAGAUUUUGGGAAGGCUCUUGGCAGUUGUGCUCAUUUAACUGCUCUUCGAAGGGAUUCAAUUGUGACUACUAAACAGCAGAUCUGCCUCAUUGCUGAAUCCUUUAGCUUGAUUUGCUUCUCCAAAGGAGGGCACCAUCUCUCGAGUGCCUACAACUUUGGAUUCAUCAUUCUGUCCAUAGUUUCUCCUUAGAAGUUUGUGAAAGCAGUUGUGGCAUGGAGCUUUAUUUUUUUUUCUCUAUUGAUAAGUUACACACACAUGCAUGGGUCUUGAACCCAUGACCUCACCCUACACCUAGAGCUUAUAAGGAGAGGAUGUCCUGGUUGAUGCUCAUUGGUGCAGUUUGGAAGUCGUUGAAAUGGUAUGUUUCCUUUUCCCAUGGAAACCUUGUUUCUUAUUCUUUACAUGGUUUCCAAAGCAACUGUUGCAAAGAGGACAAACUGGUCUUUUGGAAUUCUAGACUCCAAAUGCUGAGGGUGUGGCACAACUGGGUACCCACACAAACUGUUUGGCUGAGUUUGCUUAAAUAGUUUCUAUCUAAAACUCUAGUUGGUCACCAUCCAUGUCAUCCUCAAGAAAAGAACAUCUUCUUCCUCUGCUUGACAUGAUGGAAACAUACUGUCUUCUAUAUGGAUAAUCCCUGCGCAUCUUUUCCUCAAUGGUAGCCCCCUGCUGCAACUCUCCAUUGAAAUAUCUUGUGUCUUUCAUCUAGUUUUGAACCCAAUAUGCUCUUCCAAAAACUCUUGUUUGAUUAGUCAAAUCUUCCGUGCUGGUCUAUCCAAUACGAUUACUUGGUUGAGAAUUUACCAUUUUAUCUUGUUGACUGGUAGUAGACACUAGAAUGUUGAAUAUGUAGCUGAUUGUUUGUUGCUCAAAUAGUAGCUCAAGUUGUUCUCUAUCCUGGCAAUGGGCAGGUCAGACUAGGUUUAGUGGUGGCUAUCUGCACAUCAAUUCCCUUCAACUCUUACUAGGGCUCUUGUAGCAUAUUAUUGCAACCACUCUUUUGGUAUUAUGUAAUUAUCUUUUCUAGCAGGAAGGGCAAAAAAACAAAAACAAAAAAGAAGAGAAAAGAAAAGAAAGAGAACUUCAACUGCAAAAGC